AUGCCGGCCGCUGCUGGCGACGGGCUUUUGAGCGAGCCCACGGCGGCGAGCUUCGGAUGCGACGACGACGAGCCCACGACGCCUCCUCUCAGUCCGGAGGGGACCUUCCUGGCCGCCUGGGUCAACGCUUCGGCCUCCCGGGAGCGCAUCCGAGAAUUCCAGCACACCAAGCGGGUGGGCAGCUACCUGAUCGGCCGGAAGUUGGGAGAAGGCUCCUUCGCCAAAGUGCGAGAAGGGUUGCACGUCGUGACCGGCGAAAAGGUGGCAGUGAAGGUUAUUGAUAAAAAAAGAGCCAAAAAGGACACCUAUGUGACCAAGAAUCUGAGACGGGAAGGCCAGAUCCAGCAAAUGAUUCGUCAUCCUAACAUUGCUCAACUGCUGGAUAUCUUGGAAACUGAAAAUAGUUACUACCUUGUCAUGGAACUAUGCCCAGGAGGCAACUUAAUGCACAAAAUCUAUGAGAAGAAGAGGUUGGAAGAGCAUGAAGCACGCAAAUAUAUCAGACAGCUUAUAUUAGCAGUUGAGCAUCUACAUCGGGCAGGGGUUGUUCACAGAGAUCUGAAGAUAGAAAACCUUUUGCUAGAUGAAGACAACAAUAUCAAGCUUAUUGACUUUGGUUUGAGCAAUUGUGCAAGUAUCCUUGGCUACACUGAUCCAUUCAGCACCCAAUGCGGCAGUCCUGCUUAUGCAGCACCAGAACUUCUUGCUAGGAAGAAAUAUGGUCCCAAAAUAGAUGUUUGGUCCAUUGGUGUGAAUAUGUAUGCAAUGUUGACUGGGACACUACCAUUUACUGUUGAGCCAUUCAGUCUGAGAGCUUUGUACCAGAAGAUGAUAGACAAAGAAAUGAAUCCAUAUCCUACUCAGCUUUCUACAGCAGCUGUAAACUUCUUAAAAAUUCUGCUAGAACCGGAUCCUGCAAAGAGACCAAACAUCCAACAAGCAUUAGCAAAUCGUUGGCUUAGUGAGAAUGGGAAAGCACUGAAUAAUGUCACAUAUCCAAACAGAAUUCAUCUAGAAGACAUAAGCCAAAGCGUGCUGCUGUACAUGACAGAAAAGCUUGGCUAUAAGAAUAGUGAUGUGAUCAACACUAUUCUUUCAAACAGAGCUUGCCACAUGCUUGCCAUCUACGUCCUUCUUAAUAAGAAGCUAGAGCGCUAUACAACAGGCACAAAAAAAACUGAAGCUUCUGAUAAUAUGUGCACUAAUCAGUUUUGUCGGUUAGAAAAAUACAAAUCCAAUAAGGAUUCCUAUGAGGACAAAAAAACCAAGGAACAAGAAGCAAAAGGUGACCUUACUCAUCCGUUUCUGAAGAAAUCUGAGAAAAGUCUACCAACAUACAAAGAGCCUUCCUCCUGCCUUACAACGCAGAUGCAAAACAAAAAGUCUCUGCUAAGUGAUCGAAGAGCAAGUCAUGGAGGAUUGCCUGAAAGAGAUUCUCCUAGUAAUUUGAAUCCUUUCUAUGAAGGAGCAACGGGCAAGGUGGGCUGUGUCACCUCCUACUCUCUGGAAUACCUUGAAAUUCAGCAACCAGUUCCAAGAACCCCAAGACUUGGGAAACGGCAAGAUUCACCUCAACAAGAGCCCUCAAGUCCUGGCAGUCAGAAUUUGGAUUCUCCUUUGAUUCUGAACAUUGUACAUUCUUUUGAAACUGGUGAUCGAGAGGAUCAGAUAGACCAAGUCUCUCCAUCUCAUCAGUAUCAAAUGCUUAGCUCACCAGUAAAUUUUGGUCGAAGAAGUUCCAGUGAAAGAACACUGUCUCCCCUCUUCCAGCCUGGGGGCACUUCUCCCAGUCCCACUAAAAGCCCAGGGCACCCCACUCAACUUUCAUUUACAUAUGAUGAAAAAAGCAGCUCUUUCAAAGAGGAAUCUGUCUCUCCAACGCAGCUGAAUGUCUCCAAUCCUUUGGGGAGCCCUAAUUGUGUGAAAAGUAGAGGCCGAUUCCCCAUGAUGGGCAUUGGACAGAUGAUGAGGAAAAGGAAUCAGUCAGUGGGAUCUCCCACAGAAAAGUCUCUGGAAGCAAGAAUGCCUCAGUUGCAACAAAUGAGCCCCACACAAAUUUCAUUCAGUAUCACAGAUCCUAUAAAUGGCCAGUGCUGAGCCAUUUUAAAAACCUCAAAUUAUUUAGUGCUGAUUUUGGAAACCCUUCCAUCGAAACUUACAUUCACUUUUUUUUCUGUACAGUUUGUCAUUGUAUCUAAUAAGAUAAUCAAAAGCCCAACUAUCGUGGCAUUUGCUCAUGCAGUUGACAAAAAGAUAAGUAUGUUAAGUGAUGUAAAGUGGUUUUUAAAACCUACAUAAUCUCACAUAGGUAGCGUUUGGCUGUAUUCUUAUAUUACCUAUAUAU
Molecule: messenger RNA, 2344 nt
Organism: Protobothrops mucrosquamatus (brown spotted pit viper)
Lineage: Eukaryota; Metazoa; Chordata; Lepidosauria; Squamata; Viperidae
Gene: HUNK
Product: hormonally up-regulated Neu-associated kinase
Exons: 10
Coding region: 1-2097 (698 amino acids)
Biological process (GO): protein phosphorylation; intracellular signal transduction
Cellular component (GO): cytoplasm
Molecular function (GO): ATP binding; protein serine/threonine kinase activity
Source: RefSeq, a predicted model, not a curated record